CAUAUAUUGAAUUAUUGAUCUCUGUAGUAGAGUGAAGUGGAUACCUUCGAGCCUCCCCACUGUGUUGUUGUCCCUAGCAGUUGAAAGAUAAGGUCUCUCGGGCUCUCGCCCUUUUCCUUGAUGCUUUGUUUUUCUAUUUCUCAGAAGAUAGAGAAUAGUCAUGGCGGUGACGUCCAUGAGUUUCAACAUAGCAAGCGCAUUUAAAGGCCUUUCCUUGGCUUCAAGCUCUUCGUCAUUCUUCUUCAAAGGUGAUUGCGGGACCAUCAAUGUGGUUCCCAAGCCAUUGGUCUCGUUCCCCCAUAAAUUCCCAUUAACAAUUCAGAACGCGCACAAGAAAGGAGCUGGAAGCACAAAGAAUGGCCGUGAUUCCAGAGGACAGAGGCUUGGAGUCAAAAUUUUUGGUGACCAAGUCGCGAAGCCCGGUUCAAUCAUUGUUCGGCAGCGUGGAACCAAGUUUCAUGCAGGAAAAAAUGUGGGACUGGGCAAAGACUAUACGAUCUUUUCCUUGAUCGAUGGAGUCGUCAAGUUUGAGAAAUUUGGGCCAGACAGGAAAAAGGUAAGUGUUUACCCGCGAGACGUACAGCCUGAGAAUCCCAACAGCUAUAGAGCACGGAAGAGGGAGUACUUCAGGAUGAGGCGUGAGCGCAAGAAAGCUAGAGAAGAAGCAGCAAUAGUUCAAUCCCAGCUGGUGCUUGCUUCUGCAGAUGAAGCUGCAAUUAAUAAUCCAAUGUGUUGAUUUUUCUCAUCCCCCCCCCCUUUAUUGUUCAUGUAUCCGUUAAGUUUCUACAGGUAUAUUGAAAUUUUAUUCGAGAGAUAAAGGUUAAGAGUGGUUCUUUUGCUUUUGAGUAAUGAGAUCUCGUUCAUCUUGAAAUAACAAGUCUCUGACACUCCACCUUAUCAAGUAUCACAGCUCAAGUUGUCCA
Molecule: messenger RNA, 923 nt
Organism: Prosopis cineraria
Lineage: Eukaryota; Viridiplantae; Streptophyta; Magnoliopsida; Fabales; Fabaceae
Product: 50S ribosomal protein L27, chloroplastic-like
Exons: 4
Coding region: 161-736 (191 amino acids)
Biological process (GO): translation
Cellular component (GO): ribosome
Molecular function (GO): structural constituent of ribosome
Source: RefSeq, a predicted model, not a curated record